Messenger RNA from Drosophila erecta, 399 nucleotides. Its product is annotated as chromobox protein homolog 5. Gene Ontology annotation, biological process: chromatin organization; negative regulation of transcription by RNA polymerase II. Gene Ontology annotation, molecular function: chromatin binding. Lineage: Eukaryota; Metazoa; Arthropoda; Insecta; Diptera; Drosophilidae. Bases 1 to 399 code for a protein of 132 amino acids. Gene Ontology annotation, cellular component: pericentric heterochromatin. The transcript has a single exon. The record is from RefSeq and is a predicted model, not a curated record.
AUGUCUCGUAAAUUCAACACCAUCCCCAUCACAUCAGAUGAUGCCUCCGAGGACGAUGCAUCGCUCCCAAAUGGCCAUAAUGGUGAAUGGGAAGUGGAGAAGAUCCUCGCAAAGCGUGUUCAGAACGGGCGCGCUCAGUACUUUGUCAAGUGGCUGGGCUUUCCCAUGGUCGAGGCCACCUGGGAGCCAUACGAGAACAUGUCUAACUGCUGCAAACUGGUGGGCGAAUACGAGCGGAAGAGCUACAAGCGGUCCCAGCAGAAUAAGAAGCCGGAGCAGUUGGAGAAAACGAACCCAGACGAGUCCGACAUGAAGACCUUGGAGAAGGAGCAGCAAGACAAGCAGCGGCACCUAAGGGGUGGACUACCAGGACAUAAGAAGAUGAGGCGAAACCAUUGA